This is a messenger RNA of Hemicordylus capensis (graceful crag lizard), 3149 nucleotides long. It is a transcript of the gene DACH2, whose product is annotated as dachshund family transcription factor 2. The record is from RefSeq and is a predicted model, not a curated record. The transcript has 13 exons. Bases 228 to 2270 code for a protein of 680 amino acids. NCBI's taxonomy places the organism in Eukaryota, Metazoa, Chordata, Lepidosauria, Squamata, Cordylidae.
AGGAGCUGCUGGGCGGUGGGAGCGCCUCCGACCCCCCUCCCCGGCCCGCUCUCCGCUCGCCGCCCCCCCACGCGCCACCUCCCGCUCCCCCCACCCCGGCCCGCUCUCUCCUCCCUUUCCUCGAGGAGCGCAAACAGUUGGGCGAAAAAGUGGAGCAGCCGGCAGGCUUCGAUGCUGCUGCUGCCGCCGACGCCGCCACUGCUGCUGCCCGCGAUCCCGGCGCAAGCAUGGCCGUGUCGUCGCCCCCGAUCAUCCCGGCAACUUCCAGCGGCACCGGCGGCGCCAGCAGCAGCGCCAGCAGCAGCACCGCCGGCGGCUCGGGGGGCUUGUUCCGGGCCGAGCCGCUCUACUCCUCCAGCCCCGCCGAGUCGCCCCGGCUGACCAGCAGCCUCAUCCACAGCUUCAUCGCCGGCACUGGCGGCAGCGCCGGCAGCAACAGCGGCGGCGGCGCGGGCAACGGGAGUGCAGCCGGCGGCGGCGGAGCGGGAGGCGGCAGCGGCGGAGGUCCCGGCGGCGGCGGCGGCGGCAACGAGUGCAAGAUGGUCGACCUGCACGGGGUGAAGGUGGCCUCCUUCCUGGUGGACGGGCAGGAGCUGAUCUGCCUGCCGCAGGUCUUCGACCUCUUCCUCAAGCACCUGGUCGGCGGGCUGCACACGGUCUACACCAAGCUCAAGCGGCUGGACAUAUCGCCGGUGGUCUGCACGGUGGAGCAAGUGCGCAUCUUGCGCGGGCUGGGCGCCAUCCAGCCGGGCGUCAAUCGCUGCAAGCUCAUCACCAGGAAGGACUUUGAAACUUUGUACAACGAUUGCACCAAUGCCAGUUCACGACCGGGGAGACCCCCCAAGCGCUCUCUGGGGGUUGCGAUACAGGAGAGCACACGCCUUCUGCCCCACGGAGUGCCCGGCCUCUUAUCACCAGGACUUAUCUCCCCAACAGUGUUUUUCUUUCCAGAUAUAAGAACUUUGUUUUUCCCUGAUGAAACCCACAUAAAGUUUGCAGAGCUCAAGAGUCUCCAAAUACAAGGUCUAACGGCAGCUGCGAUGGCCGAAGCGAUGAAAUUACAGAAGAUGAAGCUGAUGGCCAUGAACAGCCUCCACCACGGAAGCGGGAGUCAGAAUGGGACUGAAUCGGAGAAUGAAGAGCUCAAUUCCAAUGCAGGUGGAAGUGAAUCCUCAUGGGAUAAGGAGAAACUUCAGUCGCCCAUCACAACAGGAUCCCAUCACGGAGUUAGCCAUGCAACCCUGUCAGGACAGCCGAGUCUGGGUAGUGCCCAUCCUCUCAGUCCUCUGCAGCAGAAUCAUCUGCUCACUAACAGGAUAGAUCUGCCGUUCAUGAUGAUGCCCCAUCCGCUUCUUCCAGUUGGCCUACCUCCUGCUUCUGUGGCCAUGGCAAUGAAUCAAAUGAACCACCUCAACACCAUAGCCAACAUGGCAGCAGCAGCUCAGAUGCACAGCCCUCUUUCCAGAGCUGGCGCUUCGGUUAUCAAGGAGAGGAUUCAAGACAGCCCUUCACCUGCCCCAUCCGUGGAAGAGAGUCAAAGACCCGGGAGUCAUGCCUCGUCACAUCAAAGUAGUAGUGUUUCCAGUUCUCCAUCGCAACUUGACAACAUGCCAGACAGAAUUGCUAUGCUGUCCAAUACUAGAGAAGGAGAACCUGUGGAUCAAGAACGUGGUCCUCACCCCAAAAAACUCCCAAAGGAAAAAGAAGAAGUCCAGAUUGCCAUCCCAAUAAUGAAGCCCUCCUUAGACAAAGUCCAACUGGCUGGACAGACCUUACCGCCUGGCUUUCCAGCACCUUUUCUCUUUGCUGAUGGGUUGUCAUCAGUAGAAACUCUAUUAACCAAUAUACAGGGCUGGCAUGUGCCUGUUUUACAGGGGUUGCUGAAAGUAGCUGUAGAUAAUGCCCGAGUACAAGAAAAACAGAUCCAGCAGGAAAAGAAGGAGUUGAAGAUGGAGUUGUGUCGGGAGCGGGAACUGAGAGAAAGCCUGGAAAGGCAACUCACAGCUGAGCUGCAAAGCAGAGCAACAAUUCAGAAGCGGUUGAAGAAAGAGAAGAAAGCCAAGAGGAAAUUGCAGGAAGCCCUUGAGUUUGAAUCCAAGAGGAGGGAACAAGUUGAGCAAGCACUUAAACAGGCUUCGUCGGGCGAUGGUCUCAGGAUGCUAAAUGAUGCUGGGAUCCCAGAUAUGGAAGUGGAACACAAUGGAACCCAACAUGACAGUGCGACAAUGCAAGAAAACAGAACAUACAUCAAACCUACCCUUAUGUACUGAAGCCGGUUGAUAUGAAGAGUAGGGGCAGGGGAAAUGGUCAUGAUCCGAAGACUAUGUAAGCUCAUGAAAGAAGCCUCGUUGAACCUUGGAUGCCUUCAGUGCUGUGUGAAGAAGCGUCGAGACCUGGACCAUGCCAAGCAAUUUACUCUUCCCGUGAUGAAAACUGCCGAAAUGUCAUUGAGAAAUAUUGAGCCGUCUUACAGACUUUCCACAUCAAACCAAACCUCUUGCAGCAGAUUUUAGGUCCCAGAGGAUAGAGGCGUUUAAAAAGAGAUGAAAAGAGAGAGAGAAAAGUUUUAGUAUUUUUAAGCACAUACAGGAAUGAUUCCCCAAAAGAACUAACUUUUUUUUUCUUUUUUUGAAGGAGUUAGCUUUUACUGUAUCGCAAUGGCACAAUGAAUUUCAUAAGCCGCAAAGGUUUCCACUGGCUGUAUGUCUUACAUGUCCAGUUUUAUCACUGAAACUGUUCAACACAGAGCCGUUUCAAUUGUGUUUAUAAAUUUAAGCUUUGUUUACUGAAGCUGAAACUCAAUAUAUAUUACGUUUUGAAGAGAAAAGUGUGUACAUUUUUUAACAUGAUGAUGUAAAAAAAAUAUCCUCUCCUUAGAUGACCAGUUUGGGAAGUUAAACGGGAUCCCCACUAGCCGACGUGAUGAAGGGAUUAUAAAUCUUUUUUUUUCUUUCCAAAUUCUCAGUUUCGCUCGGCUUUUGGUCUUUUCAAAUGUGGUGGGGAAGGAAAGGACAAAUAUCCGGUAGAAUGUUAGAUAAUGGAAACUUUAAAGUAUAGUUUCUCUGUUGUACCAUAUUAAGUUAAAAGUACACAUUCUUUGUUAAAAUGUUCUUGCUAAAAACUACAGUAUUAAAAAACAUUUUGUUUGA